This is a messenger RNA of Scedosporium apiospermum, 3159 nucleotides long. RefSeq names its product Beta-glucan-transporting ATPase. The record is from RefSeq and is a predicted model, not a curated record. Gene Ontology annotation, biological process: transmembrane transport. Gene Ontology annotation, molecular function: ATP binding; ABC-type transporter activity; ATP hydrolysis activity. Lineage: Eukaryota; Fungi; Ascomycota; Sordariomycetes; Microascales; Microascaceae. Gene Ontology annotation, cellular component: membrane. The transcript has 14 exons. The coding region runs from base 1 to 3159 and encodes 1052 amino acids.
AUGGUAUUUCGAUACGCUCAACCAGUUCUAAUCAGCACCGCAAUCCGCUCCAUGAGCAAGCCAUCGUCGCAAUCUUCGGAAACAGAAUACUCCGUAAUUCUGAUGGCGGUUAUCUUAUCCGGGGCAUGGUACCAACACCGCCUGAAUUUGCUCCGGGUUAUGGUUCGAGGUGCUGUUGUCGGUCUCAUCAACCACAAGUCCCUGAGUCAACAGUCAGGCGGCUACGACGACGGACGAGCUGUGACGCUGAUGAGCGCAGAUGCGGAUAAUGUAACCGAAGCUGCGCCCAUGUUCCACGAGGCAUGGGCGCAGAUCCUCGAGGUUAUAUUGGGUCUGACGAUGCUAGCCCGAGAAGUCGGAAUGAGCCGGUACUUGGCCAAAAAUCUUCAGACCAAGCAAAAGGCCUGGAAUGUGGCUACCCAAAACCGCAUUGCGAUGACCACAUCAAUGCUCGCCUCGGUGAAAAGCUUGAAGAUGCUUGGGGUUACUGCGUACACUGAAUCGCUGAUCCAGAACCUGCGACUUCAAGAGCUGGAGAUGGCUAGUAAAGUGCGGUGGAUGAUGCUUGCCUACAAUGCAAGUGCAAAUGCCCUUGGGAUAUUCUCGCCCAUCUUGACGCUCGUGCUCUUCGUCAUUGUGGCAAGCUUCAGCAGCACAGCACUUGACACGGAGACUGCAUUUACGACCACUGCACUUCUCGGAUUAGUGACUCACCCUGCAAACAUGAUCAUGACGAUUAUCCCUAGGGCAGUUGGCUCUUUGGCCGCUUUCGAUCGCAUCCAGCAGUAUCUCUUGCAGCCGCCUCAAAAUGAUGAAAGAAUAACAUUGAAGAAGGUCCAUGAUAGCUCGAGCGACACUUCACCAGCCAUCCGCUUCGAGGAUGUUACAAUUCAAACCAGUCCAUCAAUGCCUCCGCUCCUCACAAACAUCAAUCUGGUCAUUAACAGAGGGUCGAUCGCUAUAUGCUCCGGAUCAGUAGGAAGCGGCAAGACGAUGCUGGCCAAGUCCCUCAUGGGCGAAGUUUCUCCGGCGCGUGGGGAAAUCUCGGUGUCGUCGAAGCGCAUAGGCUGGUGUGAACAGUCACCAUGGCUGCCAAGUGGCACUCUCAAGGAGGCCGUGUGCGGUUUUUGCCCGGAAGAGCCAGGCUGGUACGAACAGGUUAUUCGACUUUGCUGCCUCGACGAAGACCUUUUAACACUCCCCAAAGGAGACCACACUCCGAUCGGAAGCCGAGGCUUGAAUCUUUCCGGGGGACAACGACAGCGAGUAGCACUUGCCCGCGCUGUGUAUUCCCGUUGCGAGAUUGUGGUUUUGGAUGACUGCUUUAGUGCCCUCGAUGGCAAGACGGAAAGCCGAAUCGUGGGGAACCUCCUCGGCCCAACGAGUCUUUUUAGGAAGAUGGGGAUAACUGUCUUUUUCGCCACCAACUCUUGCAAGUUCAAGACCUUCCCUGGGACAUGGGCGGAUUUCACGCAAGACCCAAAACACAUUCUCAAAGUUCACAUCAACGACACACAGCAUAGCACUGCCGAGGAAAAGCCCCAAAUGGACAAAACCGUUCAGAGCCAAAGUCUCAAAGUUGCCGAUGCCAUCUCUGAUCUGAACAGGGCAACUGGGGAUUUUUCACUUUAUGAUUAUUAUAUUCGGUCCGUUGGCGUUCAGAACUUCCUUCUUCUUCUAGCCUGCACAUCGUCAUAUUCGUUCUUUAUCACGUUCCCCCAAUAUUGGUUGCAAAAGUGGACUGAAGCGCCCAUCUCCCAAACGUGGUUUUACGUCGGGGGCUAUCUAAUUUUAUCCCUGCUGGCCUGGGUUUCUACUAAUGGUUCGAUGUGGUCUACGCAUAUCCGUAUUGCACCAGAGUCUGGAGCUGAACUCCACCGCCGACUUCUUUCAACCAUCAUCGGGGCUCCAUUGCUAUACUUUUCGACCACUGACAUCGGAGUUAUAUUGAAUCGUCAGGAUAUGCAGUUGGUCGAAGGUGUUGCGACAAUCCGGGCGUUCGGCUGGGAGAAGCAAGUCGAGCAGGCAAAUAUCCGCCAUCUCGACAAAUCCCAACAGCCUGCCUACGUACUCUUCUGUCUUCAGCAGUGGCUGAGGAUCGUCCUCGACCUGAUGGUAGCCGCCCUAGCAACCAGUCUCAUUACUCUCGCUAUUUUGAUCAGGGGGACGACAACAGCGGGACAGAUUGGUAUGGCGCUGAACAUUGUGCUAGUUGCCAACGGUACUCUGCUUGCACUUGUGACAUCUUGGACGAAUGUCGAAAUAUCGCUCGGUGCCAUUUCUCGCCUCAAAAGCCUAGAGGCUGAGACGCCGAAGGAGGACAAACCGUACGAGGAUUUUAUACCUGCUGAGACUUGGUCAUCGACCGGAGUUGUCGAGUUCGAUGAUGUCACGGUGGCAUACAACCACGAAGCAGUAGCUCUACAGAAUGUCACGAUGAAGAUUUCCGCAGGUCAACAACUAGUCAUUUGUGGUCGGACAGGCAGCGGGAAGAGCACCCUGUUGCUCACCCUCCUGCGUCUAUUGGACGUAAAGUCUGGAACUAUCAAGGUUGACGGCCUCGAUCUAAGCCUAGUCCCCCGUUCUUUGAUCAGGCAGAGAUGCUUCAUCACAGUUACUCAGGAUCUUUUCGUCCUUGCCCAGGCUAGUCUACGCUUCAAUCUAGACCCUUCUGCUUCUCUCCCUGAUGAAGCCAUCGUUGCAGCGCUCCAAAAGACCUUCCUGUGGUCACAUUUCAACGCAGGGAAUGCUGUACCGAGAGAAGCCCACGACAUCUUGAACAGCUCCAUCGCGUCCUUGCCGCAAAUGUCUACCGGUCAGUCACAACUUUUCGCGGCAGCCCGAGCGAUUCUUCAACUUCAAUCCCUCAACCAUGCACGGAGUUCAUCGGGGCCCCAACUUGACGGCGGACAUAUCAUGCCGAUCUUAUUACUGGACGAGGCUACGUCAUCCCUUGAUCCAGAGGCCGAAUCAGCCAUCCGCAACAUUAUUCACCAAGAGUUUACGGAGAAGGGACAUACCGUCAUUACUAUCACGCAUAGGUUGAGCGGUAUAACUGAGGGUCUGCGGCCGGGCCGGGAUAUUGUUGCCUUGUUGUCGAAGGGGAGAGUAGAGAGAAUUGGCGAGGUGGAGGAGGUCUUGAGCAUAGCGGCUCUUUAG